AGAGAGAGAUAGGCCUUGGCGCCGCCAUUUUGGAGGGAGGCUGAGGAGAAUCCUCGCUCGGAGCGGAGAGGCCGAAGGAGGGAAGGAAGGAAGAAGGAAGGGCGAGGAAGGAGGUGAGGCCUGGCGGGGGCGUGGGUGGGCAGGCGGGGUGGAGUGGCCCCUCGGGGAACCCCAGGGAGGGAGAGAGAGAUAGGCCUUGGCGCCGCCAUUUUGGAGGGAGGCUGAGGAGAAUCCUCGCUCGGAGCGGAGAGGCCGAAGGAGGGAAGGAAGGAAGAAGGAAGGGCGAGGAAGGAGGUGAGGCCUGGCGGGGGCGUGGGUGGGCAGGCGGGGUGGAGUGGCCCCUCGGGGAACCCCAGGGAGGGAGAGAGAGAUAGGCCUUGGCGCCGCCAUUUUGGAGGGAGGCUGAGGAGAAUCCUCGCUCGGAGCGGAGAGGCCGAAGGAGGGAAGGAAGGAAGAAGGAAGGGCGAGGAAGGAGGUGAGGCCUGGCGGGGGCGUGGGUGGGCAGGCGGGGUGGAGUGGCCCCUCGGGGAACCCCAGGGAGGGAGAGAGAGAUAGGCCUUGGCGCCGCCAUUUUGGAGGGAGGCUGAGGAGAAUCCUCGCUCGGAGCGGAGAGGCCGAAGGAGGGAAGGAAGGAAGAAGGAAGGGCGAGGAAGGAGGGAAAUAAGGAUUCUGUGGAGCCACGUCUUGGGUGCUGUAAGGAAAGAAAUACAGGAAGAAGAAAUCCUCUCAAGGUGUUGAUCUUGCUGAAUUCCUGACCUGACUUACAGAUAAGAAAGGAGAAAAGAGUCAAGAAUCUGUAUUCUAAUUCAACACCUGUUGACAUGAAGGAGGAGGCAUCAGAAUACCUGGAGUGCGGAAAGAGCUUUGCACAGAGUGGAGAUCUAUGUUCAAAUCAAAGGACUCACACUGGAGAGAAACCCUAUACAUGCCUGGAGUGUGGACAGAGCUUCACUGAGAGAGGAAGUCUACGUUCACAUCAAAGGACUCACACUGGGGAGAAACCCUAUACAUGCCUAGAGUGUGGAAAGAGCUUUACUCAGAGUUCAAAUCUACGUUCACAACAAAGGACUCACACCGAGGAGAAACCCUAUACAUGCCUAGAGUGUGGAAAGAGCUUUGCUCAGAGAGGAAAUCUAGAUGUACAUCAAAGGACUCACACUGGGGAGAAACCCUAUUCAUGCCUGGAGUGUGGAAAGAGCUUCACUGAGAGUGGAAGUCUAUGGAAACAUCAAAGGACUCACACUGGGGAAAAACCCUAUAAAUGCCUUGAGUGUGGAAAGAGCUUCACUGAGAGCUCAAAUCUACGUUCGCAUCAAAGGACUCACACUGGGGAGAAACCCUAUAAAUGCCUGGAGUGCGGAAAGAGCUUUACUCAGAGAGUGAAUCUGGAUUCACAUCAAAGGAUUCACACUGGGGAGAAACCUUAUACAUGCCUAGAGUGUGGAAAGAGCUUUACUCAGAGAGGAAAUCUACAUGCACAUCAAAGGACUCACACUGGGGAGAAACCCUAUAAAUGCCUGGAGUGUGAACAGAGCUUCACUCAGAGUGGAUAUCUACGUAAACAUCAAAGGAUUCACAGAGGGGAGAAACCCUAUUCAUGCCUGGAGUGUGGAAAGAGCUUUGCUCAGAGAGUGAAUCUGGAUUCACAUGAAAGGACUCACACUGAGGAGAAACCCUAUACAUGCCUGGAGUGUGGAAAGAGUUUCACUGAGAGUGAAAGUCUAUGGAAACAUCAAAGGACUCACACCGGGGAGAAACCUUAUAAACGCAUGCCGUGUGAAUAGAAUCUCUCUGAGAGUUGAAAUCUACACAGACAUGGAAUUCAUAUUGAAGAGAACAGUCGUAUUUGACCCCAUAGGGCUCCCCUACACAGAGCAUUUCAAGCUUUUCAUGUUGGUGAUGCACUUUUCAGGCAUGCAUCCUUUCACGACACUACAGUAGAGUCUCAUUUAUCCAAGCUUCACUUAUCCAAUGUUCUGUAUUAUCCAAGGCAGUCUGCCUUUUAGUAGUAAAUGUUGAAAUGUUUUGGUGCUAAAUUCGUAAAUACAGUAAUUCCUACAUAACAUUACUGUGUAUUGAACUGCUUUUUCUGUCAAUUUGUUGUAAAACAUGAUGUUUUGGUGUUUAAUUUGUAAAAUCAUAAUGUAAUUUUUUGUUUAAUAGGCUUUUUUUAUUAAUCCCUCGUUAUUAUCCAAUAUUUUCGCUUAUCCAAGAUCCUGCUGGCCCGUUUAUCUUAGAUAAGUGAGACUCUACUGUAUUUCAUUUUAUCUAGCAAAACAGAUUCACCAUUUCAUCAGGAAGUGUGAGAGAGUGUUUCUCCAGGAGACUUGGGAGAGGGGCCUCCUGGAGGUGGAUGGGUUUUUGAGUUAUUCACUAAAAGCCGCACCCAGUUCAAGAGGAGGCAGAUACAGCGAAGGCCUUGGGAUCCUGGUCUUCACCAAGAUUCGAGCCACACAUGUUGUUUUUAGCCCAUUAGCUAACAUUGCAGCCUUAGUGGUUCUUAUAGUUCAAGCUCUUACUUUAUUAUUAAUUUUUACUCAUCCCCACUUAACCAAAGAAAACAUAAUAAUGAUAGGUGGAUACAAUUGCAAAGUUUUAUCGGUAAAAUGACAUUUUUAUAUCUCAAUUCCUGUAUAAUCCUGGUGGGAGAUUUUGAUGCCCGAAUGGUUCCAGACGAUGAAUCUCUUUAUGGUCAUUUCAGUGAGCAUGCUCUUGAACCAGCGACAGCCCACCCCGUUCCUGAUGGCCGUCCAAAGGUCUGACCUGCAGUUAUUGUGGGCUUUGUCUUCUACGAAUGAUCAAUAGCCGAGAGAUAGUUCUGUUGAAUGUUGGCAUGGAUGAGGCUCAAUCUGGAGAAUAUACAGGAGUCUGUUCUGACAAUAAAGGUCCUGAAUUUAUAUCAGGAAUUAGUCACACAAGGGAGUUUGGUCUGUAAUAAUCCUACAAAUCAGAAUGCGGCUGCUUUUAGAUUUAAACCUCGGUUUGACCAGGGAUGCCUGGACGUGAAGAAUCCCUUAUGAAGACAUUACACGAGAUACAGGCAGCUGAAUUUCCCAUCUUUGCCUCUGGAUUCGUUCCUAUUAAAGGAAAGAUGUAAAAAGCUAUUUAGAGAUAAAAAGGGAUUAGUAGCAAUGACAACAAAUUGGGAAAAACUAAUUUUUGCCUCGAAGUUACAUGAUUCUGCCACUUUUUGGAGGACAGUCCCUAGGGCAAUGAAGUCACUAAGCAGGUAAGUUAAAUAAUUGGUUUUUGACUUAUUAAAUACAGUUAUAUAUUACAAUUAUAUAUUUUUGUUAUUAAACUAUAAAUGUCGUGAAAUUAUAGUUUUCUUCCUGAAGUGACACACCACUUGAGUUAUGCUCGUUUUGUUUUUUUUGUGCAAAUUUUGACACACCAAGUUCAAAAGGUUGUCCAUCACUGCUCCAGGGAAUGGAUAUUAAAACGGGCCCAGUAGUUUCUUACAUUCCUGUCAAGACCUGAGCUGGAUAACAUCAUUCCAGUCUACAAAGAAAGGAGAAGAUCAGGCCGUGAAAACUAGAGAGCAAUUAGCUCUCCAAGUGUAAUCAGCACCCUGUACGCUCAUCAUCUCCUUGGAAAACCCGUCUGAAUGGAAGAGGAAAACCUUCUGGAAGACCGUUAGGCAGGUUUUAGACUGGGAUGCUCUACUGGAGGCCAUGGUAUAGUUUUACACCAUAUUAUGGAUAAAUAUUCCUCUAGGAUCAAGGGAGCCCGUUCUACAGCCUUCAUUGACUUUGAGUCUGCCAUUGAUACGAUUCUUCCAGACGAGGUUGCGGCAGAAAUUGGAGAUAAGCAAUAUUGACAGGCGCCUGUUGAUGUUAAUCCAUAGCCUUUAUGUGGAAACAUGUUUGAAAGUGAGAUGGAAGAGGGUAGGCCCCUUGACCAGGUCAUCCCAGCACAUGCAGGUGUAAGUCCAAGUGGUGUGCUGGCACCUUCCUUGCUUUUAGUAUUUACAUAUGUUCUUUGGCCAGGACUCUCUCUGGCUCAACUUUACGUCCUCCUAACCCGAGCAGAUAGACCUCGGUCAACCCUCCUUCAUGCAGACGAUGUGUCAGGGUGCAAUAAAGAACAGCAUCCUCAAAGCUGGUCUUUUUGCAACCUGACUACAAGAGGACAGAGGAAGGAGACCAUUUGGCGGGAUAGGCUGAUUUAUGACAGGGUCUGGUCUUCAAACGUGGGAAAGGACAAAAGGAAAGGGAGGUGUGGAUGGAGAAGGAGGAGGGGGGAGGCAACAACCCCAUAUACUGAGGGGAAAAGCGGAAGAGGGUCAGUAAAAGCUUUUGCAGUCAUCUUGGCAAGGCGGAUUCAAUAAAGUUUUCCAUUGCGACCAGUGGUGUGAGCCUAUUUUUUGUGUCCUACACCUUCCAGGAACGGGUUCUUCUCCCUUUAACUUGCAUUGGUGUACGGUGGUUAUUGAAUGCUCAGGGUGGUCAUUGCAAAACUGAAAAGCCAGUACUUAAUUACAAUAAGUCCAAAGUCCUAGUUUUUACUAGGAAACAAAGGCUACAGAAGGGGCAAAUAAAUGAGCAUCCCCUUGAGCAGCUGAAAGAUGCUAGUUCUGACCUUUAAAACUCUUUACGGCCAGGGCCCAUCGUACCUUAGGGACCGUCUCUCCUUCUCCCAUCAUCGGAGGUCGCAACAACCAUCCCAACGAGACUUACUUCAUGUACCGGGUCCUAGAGAAAGGACCAGGCGCAGAGCUUUUUCUGUUUCUGCCUCUGCCUUAUGGAAGGCCUUCCACCCUAUAUGAGAGCCAUGCGUGAGUUGGGGCCUUUGACCCUCGCACUCAAGACCUGGCUCUUUACUAGAGCUUUUAAUCUAAAUUUUAUUAAUAUUUGGAUGUAUGUAUUUUUAUCCUUUACAAUGUUAUCUUGUAAAUCGCCUAGAGCAUUUUGGAUGGAGGGCGAUUAAAGUAAUUAAAUGAUAAUGAUGAUGAAAUCUUAGAAAUCUGACUCUACUAAUGCCAUUGCAAAUGCUCGGAGAAGUAUCAAGUCACUUGCAUCCUUUUUUGUUCAAGGAGGACAACAUGUUCCAUCAGCUAUACAUGUCUUCAAUGCUAAGGCACUGCCAGAGAUGCAACGUGGUGGUGUGCAUAUGGUAAUUGUGCUGCCGUGGAUUCCACACAGAUGGAUGUUUGGAGAUCUCUCCUUGGCCUUCCUAGUUGUGUGCCAAAUGCACUUUUACAACUGGAAACAGGACACAUGUUAAUUGAGCCCCGGGCAUGGACCUCAAUUCAAUUUCUGGGUCAGGAAUUCAAUUUCUGGUUCAAAAUGUUUACACCAAUGAGAUCAGCUCCCUUAGUGUUAAAUGACGGGUUCUUUUUUAUUUUAAAAAAAACUAUUAGAGUUUUACAAGUAGGUAAUGAUUAAAAAAAACAAACUUUCAGGGUAGGAACUCUGUAUAUUGUGUAGGGGAAAAACUAGGUAAAUAGGCGAGGGAGAGGGAAAGGGGGCCUUGGGAGGGGCAAGGGAAGGGGUCGGGGAGGAAAGCGGGGGGCCGGAAAGGGAAACGGGGGGAGAAGUUGUUUUUGUCCGAGUGUGACGGAAGCUUUGGAACACAGAAGAAUGGACACUUUGAGACUUCAGUAAAAGCAAACCUAUAGCUUUACUGAGUAGAGCAAAUACACAGCAAACACUAGCAUUGACAUCCAACCGAACAGACAGGAACAAGACAAAAGACACUGAAGUAAGAGGAACGAACGAAGUCUUAUCUCUGGAUCCUCCCUACAUGGUCAGGGUCACAUCCUCACAGUUCAUUAGAGGCUUGACUGAUUAACCCUUUCAGUGUCAAUACACUCUCUGCUGAUGCAAUCAGGUUACAUUCACAGGCAUUGCACAAAAUUACAUUUAAACUUUCACAUUACAUUAAUCUUAUAUUAACAGGUUUGGCUUCCAUUCUUCUUUGCCGAAUAAGUUAAAUUGUUCUUCGUCUUCUUUUAUCUUCGUUCCCUUUUCCUCUUUUCUUCUUCUCUGUUCCCGUUUCUUUUCUCUUGUUCCUUACGUCUUCAUCUAGUCCAUGAAACAUUUCCAGUCUGUAGGUUUGAUGGGUCUCCCUGUUUGUUUCUUCAUAAAACUGAAAAUAGACAGGCUCCCUCCCUCCUGUCUUUCCGAAAAAGAACGAAAACAUGGUUAUGGGACCAGGCUUUUGAGCAAGAGUCGCAGAAAUGUGAUAUGACAACUGUAUGACUCAAUGACAGAUCCCAUUUGGACUUGAAACGUGCAGUGAAUGUAUAUUUAUAUGCAUAAUUAUGUAGGCUUUUAAUAUAGGUUUUAAUUUUAAUGUAACUUUUUAUUAAAAUGGAUUUCUAAUUGU
Anolis carolinensis (green anole) is the source of this 6330-nucleotide messenger RNA. RefSeq names its product gastrula zinc finger protein XlCGF7.1-like. The record is from RefSeq and is a predicted model, not a curated record. NCBI's taxonomy places the organism in Eukaryota, Metazoa, Chordata, Lepidosauria, Squamata, Anolidae. The transcript has 2 exons. Gene Ontology annotation, molecular function: DNA-binding transcription factor activity, RNA polymerase II-specific; RNA polymerase II cis-regulatory region sequence-specific DNA binding. The coding region runs from base 822 to 1784 and encodes 320 amino acids. Gene Ontology annotation, biological process: regulation of DNA-templated transcription.